Saccostrea cuccullata (small rock oyster) is the source of this 1538-nucleotide messenger RNA. RefSeq names its product centrosomal protein of 19 kDa-like. Lineage: Eukaryota; Metazoa; Mollusca; Bivalvia; Ostreida; Ostreidae. The record is from RefSeq and is a predicted model, not a curated record. Gene Ontology annotation, cellular component: ciliary basal body; centrosome; spindle pole. The coding region runs from base 74 to 565 and encodes 163 amino acids. Gene Ontology annotation, biological process: microtubule anchoring at centrosome; trans-Golgi to periciliary membrane compartment transport. The transcript is spliced from 2 exons.
CUUAAAUGUUUAAACAUGGACGUCAAAGUAGGCAAGUGAAACCUUCUGCAGGUGCACAUUUAUCCUUUUCAAAAUGGGAGAUGGAAUUGAAGUAAAGAGAUGUGGAGUGAAAUUUUCCCCUCCAGCUUUAGUAUUAAACUACCUCAUCAAAUCCUCAGGCAAGAUGCACCGUAGAACAAUGCCUCUUCGGAAUUUCAAUAAGAAUUCUAGUGUGGAUGCCACUGUAGAUGAGUUAUUGACAAAUCCAAGACAUGCUAAGUUUGUGAAAUGCAUGCCCAAGUUUCAGCUCUACAGACUCGUGGCCAUUAUCAGGGACAAACUAAGUGGAAUGUCACUAGAAGAGAGUUUAGCAAAGAAUGAUGAGAUUGACAAGCUAGAUCCAGAGGAAGAUCUAAAUAAAGUGGAUGAUGAAACACUCAGAAGGAAGAAGUCUUUAAUGGAUGACACUUUUGAAAAGCAUGUGAAGAAGCCAGGUGAUCCGGACUUUCAGUAUGAUGUACAGGUGGAUUUUGAUGAAGUGGAGGCUUGUGAGUGGGAUUCAGAAGAGUCUGAUCAGGAGUUCUAGGAUUGGGAGUCAUAGGAUUAGGAUUGAUUUCUCAUUAUAAACUACUAUGAUCAGAGUAUCUUAGUCUAAAAAUAGAAGGAUAUAUUCAGGCCUAGUGUUUAUAUUUGGAUUUUUUUGGUAACUAUACAGUUUCAGAUUGAUAUUAAAAUAUAAUGUGUUUACUUAUAAUCAGCUGGUACACAAAGAAAAUUUCUUUUUCAUAAUCAUGAGAAUAUUUAUAGCUUUAAUCAAAGAGUAAACAAUCUUAAUUGAUGGGUUACAUGUAGCAAGAAUUGAAAAAUGAAAAUGGGAGGGGGGAUCUAUAGGGUUUUUCUGUCUUUGACAAUAAUAACCAUAUCAACAAAAGUUAUAAAAAAAAAAAAAGACAAGAUGGUGCUUUAUACAGGUAUUAGGUAGUUGUUUAUGCUUUUAUAGAUAUUAAAGGAGUAGAUGUAAAAUUAAUAUAUUACAGUUAUUACCUUUAUACCACAAUGUAUUCAGUGUAUCCAAUAGGUGUUCCUUUUGAUUAGUGCUGAAUAACUCCUAAUUUGAAUGUGAUAAUAUGAACGUUUAUACCUUUUAUAAAGUGUGAAUAUUGUUAUUGUUUAACUUGUACAUCGAGAAAUAAUGAUACAGUGUUAAUUUUAUUUUUUUUUAAAAUACUAACCUUUAAGUCAACCUGUUUAAAAUGAAUCUCAAGCACAGGCCUCUUACAAUUACGAGUUUUGAUUUACUCCCAUAGAGCCAUCUUUAUCAUUUAAAAAUACGUUUAUUUAAACUACACAAUGUCAUUUUUUGCCUCAUAAAGUUCAGUUAUUGUUGAACGAUCUCGAACAGAUUUUUGUCACUCAUUACAAAUGGUACAUCAUGAUAUAUAUGUAAAGCAAGGAAAAUGUGAUAGAUUCUACUCAAAAAGAAUUCAUUUUAUGUUUAAAUAAUAUAUAUUAUUUAUAUACAACAACUAUUAUGUCGCAUAAAACUGUGUGUCAUAUUA